ACAGGUGUUCGGCUCAGUCGGACAGAGCCGGAGCUCCGGAGUAGGGAGCAGAUAGAGACUCGCGCUCACUAGCUCGCAACCCCAGGACUGAGCAUCACAUCUGGGGAGGGCUGCCAGAGUCCCUGCCCCCCCUCCACCACCACCACCACCACUUCAGAGAUGAUCGAGCUCUCUGGAGCGCCAGAGGCAGCCAGGGAGGCAUCAGUCAGAGAGGUUUAACCCAGCGGAGGAGGCUCAGACGCUGGGGUAGAUCUGCUGCUGAUCAGCCCGCUGGAGGAUCCUCUCAGUCCUGAACCUCCUUGUUUCUAGUCUGACAGUAAGAUCUCUCGGUUGGCCCAGAGGUGGAACCAGAGGCCGGCUGCUGGAGAUGCUCUGAUCAAAGAACUGAAGCCCCUGUUGUACACGGGAACUCCCCGAUCCUCGCUCAGUCUGGACAGCAGACGCCUCCCGGGUGUUAUGACCCAGCAGAUGCAGAACCUGCAGUUAUCCCAGACCAGGAAGUGCCCCGGUGGGCCAGCCUCCCCGAGCGCUGCCAAGCGCCUCUACAGGAACCUGUCAGAGAAGCUGCGAGGAAGCACCUCCUCCUUCGAAGAUGCCUACUUCUUCGGCAAGACGGAUCGCCUCCGUAAGGCCUCGGUGAGAAAACAAGCUGUGACGAUGCAGGGCAGCGACUGUAUCUUCGAGGCCGUGGAGCAGCAGGACCUGGACACAGUGCAGAUCCUUCUGUACCAGUUCUCGGCCGAGGAGCUGGACCUGAACACCCCCAACAGCCAGGGCCUCACGCCGCUCGACAUCGCCAUCAUGACAAACAACACGCCCAUCGCCAAGCUGCUGCUGAAGGCCGGCGGCAAGGAGAGUCCACACUUUGUGAGCGUGGAGAGUCGGGAGGCCCACCUGAGCUCCCUGGUGGUGGAGGCGGAGCAGCGGGCGGCGGACCUGGCAGCUCAGGCUCAGAGAGACGGCCUCUCUCUGGAGGCCUGCCACAAAGACAAACAGCUGAGAGCCUGGGAGUGGAGGAGCAAGCUGUACAAACGCAUGAGGACGGGCUUCCAGCACGCACGUCCCCCGGAGGCCCCAUGUAUGGUCCGUCUGAGCGUGAGCAGUAGCACUACGCUGACCGUCACCUUUCAGGAGCCGCAGUGUCUCAACUCCACUGUGGUGACAAGAUACAGAGUGGAGUGGAGCUGCCUGAAGGAUUUCUCCCUGCUCGCUGGAGAGAUGGUGUUGGAUAAUCUGCAGACACUUAAGUACACCAUCAGCAGCCUCACCACGGGUCGGCUCUACUAUGUUCGAGUGUCGGCUUAUAACAUGAAGGGCUGGGGUCCACCCGCCUGCUCCCUCCCUCCAUCUGCAGCUCCAUCCAAUUGGAGGGAGAGCGACGGUCGGGAGCCCAGGAGGCGGGGCCACAUCGAGGCCAUGGAGCGUCUGCUGCAGCAGGUCCGAGCUACUCAUACACAUUACUGCUGCGGAGAUACAUCCAAGCUACAGAACCCAAGCAGGAAGCAGUCCGUCUCCAGGAGUCUCAAACACCUCUUCAACUCCUCCAACAAGUUUGUGAAAACACUAAAAAGGGGGAUUUACCUGGCCGCUGUCUUCUACCAUAAGGAUAGUUUACUGGUGACAGCGGAGGACCAGAUCCCCAUCGUGGAGGUGGACGACUCAUACAGCAGCUCCCUCAUGCAGGACUUCCUCUGGUUCACUAAGCUGUCCUGUAUGUGGGAGGACGUCCGGUGGCUGAGACAGAGCAUGUCGGUGUCUAUGUCGUCGUCCUCCACCCUGCAGGCCAGGCACAAGAUGCUCACCGCCGCCGGGCAGCUGCAGAACCUCCUGGGGACCCACAACCUGGGCCGGGUCCACUACGAGCCAAUCAAGGACCGCCACGGGAACGUGCUGCUGGUGACGAUCCGUGACACCGAGAGCCAGCAUUCCCUGUUCAGUGGGAAGUGGAUGCAGGUGACCAAACUGCAGAGCCAGAGGAAGUCCCUGUCUACACCUGAGGAGCCCUACGCCCUUGACAUCCUCAUCAUCACCAUACAGGACAUUUUGGCGUACCAGCGGCGCAGCACUCACCGGCUGGCCCCAGGUCUCUAUCUGGGCUACCUGAAGCUCAGCAGCUCUGUAGACCAGAUCAAAGUCCUGGUGUCCCAGCGGACCCCCAACAUGCUCUGUCACAGCCGCAUACGAGACAACGCCAACGUCUCCAGGGAGGAGUGGGACUGGAUCCAGACUCUGUCGGCUGCAGGUGAGAAGGACCACAGCAGGGAGGAGGGCGAGGAGGCGGAGCCCAGAGCGGAGAGCCACGCCCCCUUACUGUACUACGAGCUGCAAACGGCGAUCAAGUCCCUGCUGAAACACAUCAACCUACCUCUGCACCAGGCCCGUCACUUCCGUCUCUACAGCCAGGAGGUGGUGGAGCUCGGUCAUGGCGUCUCCUUCCUGCUGCUGCUGCCAGCGGCCGACAACGUCUGCUCUGCCCCCGGACAGUCCAACCCCUACACCCCCCUGUCAGGAUUCCUCCACCUCCCUCUGCAGAUGUUUGAACUCGUUCACUUCUGCACCUAUAAGGAGAAGUUCAUUAGUCUGUACUGCCGCCUGUCCUCCGUCUUGGACCUGGACGCCCUCAUUACCCAGCAGGCACUGCGGGAGGCCAUCACAGACGUCGAGGUGGCAACGGCCAAACAGAGACAUCAGCUCAUCCUGGACUACAUCCAGCAACUGGACGAAAUGCGUCGUGACCUUCGUUGGAUCACAGAUGCUCUACAGUAUGCUCGCUACAAACAGCCUCGGGGUGGUGUGCCGAUCACCUGCCUGGUGGAUGCCAAUGCUCCAGAGAACGACUCUGGCCAGCAAAAGACUGACUCCACCUCCUCGACCAUGGACUACGUGCCUACGCCUUCACCCUCACCUGAACUCCACAGGAGGAAAGCCGUCAGUGAUUCUCUGCUUGGCUCAGAUGAAGAUGGGUCCUCCGAGGUUUUUCUGCCAACAGACAGCGACUACGACUCCAGCGAUGCCCUGAGCCCCCGCGAGCUGGACCUGCUCUACUCCCCGCCCCAGGAUCUAUCCCAGCAGGCUGUGCAUUCGCUGGGUGGCAGCGCUCCUGACGUGCUCCAGAUCCACGAGCUCAGGUACAGCGUCUGCCCCUCUAAAGACCUCCCCCUCUCCCCGGUGGUGAAGGAUCCCAAGUCUAAAGAUGCUCCUCUCUCCUCACCCCUCCUCCCCCACUCUCCCUCUCUAUCCACAGACUUCCCUCUCUCUACCUCCAGUUUUCCUCGUUCUCCCUCCCUCUGCAGAACCCUCCCCACCUCUCCGUCCCUCCCCCUGUCCCCCAGAUUCUCCAAAGACCUGCCCCUGUCCGUCCCUCUCUCCCCGGCUCUCUCUGACACCACCAAGACCCUGGAGGGCCUCUCCUUGUCCAAGAGCCACCAGGAGGACGUCGGUCCCCUGAGGGCCCUCGCCAACCCCCCCGCCAAACGCAAACUGCUCUCCAGGAGUCACAGGGGCCAAUACUUCAGCGGGCCCCAGCGCUGGCUGAGGGGCCAGAGUGGGGAGAGUCACACCGGAUCUUUAUCUGAGGGCAUCUACACCAAGCAGCUGGACCCUGACCUGCCCCUCCCCGGGGAUCUGCCCUCCCCGCAGGGCACCACCUACGUCAGCCACGCCUCCUGCAUCUUGGAGAGCCGGAAGGGCCGACACCGGGAGCCACGGCCCCACGUCCGCAGGAUCUUCGUGGAGCCCUGCAAGGAGCUGUCGCCAGGCCAUGAGAGGAGGAGCUGGGAGGAGGAGCAGGGUGGAGAGAGGACAAAGACUGUGGCGGCUGCAGGUGUGUCGGUGGUGGUGGCACAGGUGGAAUCUGGAGGGGAGGGGGAGGAGCCAGAGGGCGCCGCUGCCCAGGACAUAGAUUCAGAUGAUCAAACCAAUGCCCAGGUGUCAGAGAUACUGAGCAGCACACUGUAGAGUUCUCAGACACUUAUGAGGUUUUAAAGUUACACUGGGCAAGAUUUUAACAACACAGCUUUCACAUUAGCAUUGGGUCAGUGGUUCCCUCGUUCUGUUUGGUCCAAUCCAGUUUAGAGAAGCAGCUGAGCAGCACUUCGUAUUGUAGGUGAGGGAGAUUCACCACUUAGUCCAGACCAACCGUUCAAUCCUUAUUCUUGAAAAUUUUGCGCGGCCUUUCCUUGUUUGUUACUAGGACAGUUGGAACGGUCACAUUGCUGCCCCCUUGUGGACAAAAAGAGAAAACAAUAAUGAAGCCAUUACAGGUGCACUCGAAAACUAACCUCCACAAGUUUUGGCAAAUGUACGUUUGAUUGGUCAUCCAUUAAAGCUUUUCAGUGGGAAGCUGGUGGAGCUGUCCACCAUGAAGUGGAUCGGACGGUUUUACUAAAAAUAGAUCCGAACAGUUUUGGCUUCUCAUCCUUGAAAACAAUCCUUUCUUUAACCAGAUAUUUCCAGGUGUCAGUGAACCACAGGAACUUAACUCAGGACUUGAACCAGGAACUAGAAGUCUGAACAAAUGUACAGAUGGGACAAAUUAGACCAAUGACAAAAACGACAGGGUCAUUAGCUCUGCAAAACUCACCCCAAAAGUUCUUGAUCCUUUCAGAAAGUACUUCCCCAAGAACAGAGACUUCUUUAGCACAUGGAACUAUCCAACCAUCCCUGGGUCCUCCGGUCAAAACAAAGGUUUAGUCCUGAGCUCCUGUAAGGUUCUUGGUCGUCUGCAGAUCCUUCAGCAGAAACAGACAGUUAUCCUGUAAUCCCUAUGAAAAAAGAAAAGGUUAGAGAAAAGUCUGAAAGAAGAAACAUCAAAAAUUUAGGUCCAACAUGUUUCUGCAACAAAGUUUCUGUUGCAAUUAAGGUCGGAAUUUCUUCUCCACAUCCAGAUUUAGUUCUGCACAUUGUCCCAAACCAAAAACCACUCACUGCCCAGUGUUGCUUUAAAAUAACCUCAAACAUGGGCCAAAGGUGAAGAAUGAGGGUCAAACCUGGACAUCAGCUGUUCAUAUCACCACUGCCCCCCCCUCCUCUGUCUUUGCCUGCCUACCACAGUGAUGAUCGGCCGGGGCGUGUUAUAUGGCUCUUAUAACCUCUCUGUAGAUUGUAAACUAAACUUAAGUUGCUGGUUCAACUCCGCCAAGCCUCACAACCCAUGGCAUUGACUGUUACGAAGAAAAAUAAUCAAUGCAAUGAGAAACCAAGCACUGCUUCUCCGACCAGGAACUUUGCACACGACUCUGUAUGUCGACCAAAAACACAGUGGUUUGAUUGAUUGUGGCUCAUUUAAAAAAAAUGAUUUCCCAGUUUAGUUAGUCUCUCAAACUCCUGAAUUGAAUAGUUGGAAAAGCAGAUUAUUAUCAUUAUUACUAUUAUUAUUAUUAUUAGUAUUAUUAUUAUUUUCCCGUCUUCAGAGCAUGGAUUCUCCUCUACUUGAAGUGAAUGUACAGUUUAGUCUGUUUGUGGUCUCCUGUGACGAUUGAAUCCCGUCUUUCAAUCAAUGUUAUUUUCAGCUGCUCCCAUCGGGUCUUAACGUGGUCGAAUAAACUUGUGGUCAGUUUUAAAUAAAAAAGAUUAAAUAUAUAUAUUAUUCCCUUAAGGCUCAAACACGUGACCUGUCUCAGUCACUAAACCCAGACCACUAGAAACCUUAAAACAUGAAGUAUUUUUGUAUUCUCUGAUUUACAGAUGUACUAUUUUACCUGGAAUGAUGAUGAAUAGUCAGAGCUGUAUAUUGUUGGCAUGAAGUAGUUUGUUUUGUUUUUUUGUUUUGGACUAAAGCUUUGUGUCCAGUUUGUGCCUCCUCCUGGUUCAGCAUGACAUUGUCACGGGUCAGGGGGGUUUUAGGUUGUCGGGGGUGGGACAGGGGUCAGGAUAUCGUUUGCCUAAAAACAGUCUGCACUUUGCCCCUAAGACUGGCCGAGCAGUCGACCUGACGGUGUUUGUGUUGUGCUGUUGUGUUGACAGUUACUGUAGUGUUCCCUCAGAGACUGGUGGUGUGUUUCCUGUUUUGUUUUGUUUUGUUUUUCUACUUGCAACAUGCACCAAAAACCGCAAGUUUUAUUUGUAUUAUAGAGAAACAACUUAAAACUCCUGUCAGUAAGUCUGAGAGCUGUUUGAACAUGCACAGGUUCUUCACAUGUAUGCACAGUAUUUUAAAAGUGCGUUUUUAAUGUUGCACAUAGCAAUUAUGGAAUAAAAGCUAAUUGAAUAUUUGAUGCAAUUGGGCAUUAACUGUGGCAGCUUUUAUCAUUAAUGACUGUAAAAAGGUUGGUUUAAAGUCCUUGGAAAGUAGAUGAUAAAGACGUAUGAAGUAUUAAUUCACAGGUUUUGUCUUUGUUUGAAUGUGUAGAAACAAAUGGAUCCUUCAGCUUUACAACAACACAUGCACUAAUUAAAGUCGCACAUUUAUCCUGCGUCAGUGCUGCAGUUGUUUCUGUAUCGCAACCAACAGUUGGACAUUUUGGUAAAGAUGUUUCGCACUAUUGCUGAAAUUGCUGAAGACUGAUACCGAAAGUAAUGUGAAGCUAGAGUCAGGAGAGGGUUAGCCUAGCUUAGUAUAAAGCAGUGGGAAACAGGAAACCUCUAUCCAAAACUAAACAUCUGCUAACACCUGUACAUUUAAGCAUUUCUUUUGUUCUCUUGUGUUUAAUCCAGACUAAAAGAGAAAAGUUAAAACCCCUGUUUGCAAAUGUUUUAACUUUGCCUCUGUUUUCCGUCUUUAUGCUAAGCUAGGCUAAUCACUGUCUGGCUGCAGCUCCACUCAUAUCAGGCUUCUUCUGUAACUGUCAGCCAGAAAGUGAAUAAGUUUAUUUCCUCAGAUGUCAAACUGUUCCUUCAGUGUUACGUUAAAACUGGUCAUUAAAACACAAAACUGUAAAUUCUGGUUUAUUACAACUUGAAUUUUAUUUUUCGUAGCUCAAGCCAUCAGCUCUAUCAGCUGUGAUAACGUAUAUUAAUAUAUUCUAAUAAGACCACAGGAUGUUAGGUAGCUUUGUUCACACUUUAUUUCUUAUCAGCAGCCAAAAGCCAUUCAAGGUUAGAUACAUAUAUGGAUAUGGAUGGAGGCUUCUGUCAGUUCUGUGCGUUCAUUUUGUUCAUAUUUCUUCACAUUUUCUGAAAACUUACAAAUUGAACUGUGGGAAACAGGAAUUUUUUUGAAAAUUUUUUAAAUGGUUUUAGGACAAGUUAUGUGACUUAAUCAGAAAUCUUAAACAUGACUGUGAAGUGUCUUCGCUGCACUUCACUAGACACAGAAAUAUCAUUAAAAAAACACUGAGCGAGUUCAAACUUGGCUCACAUUUACAGCAGCCAGAGCAGACAGAAUUUUACUGCUAAACUUUGUUUUCUUUUCUAAAUAAUCUAAAAUAACUCAAGACUUUGCGUCCAACCUGUCUGAUUGUCCUUAGUUUCUAUUCAGCAACAUUACAUCACCAGAUCAGCAGCUGGAUCUAUUAAAAUAAAAACCAAAGUUGUAAUAAACCAAAUCUCACAGUAACAGACACUUUCAUCUCUGAUGGAUCUAAACAAAGUUGCAGCAGUCAGUUUGUGUUUCGAGGCUUCAAUCUUAAUGUUCGUCCUCAGGAGCAGAUUGUAGUUGUUAGUCUAAAGUCUUUUAUUUUGAAAUGUUAUAAAUAUCUGGUUUGGAAAGAAUGUUGUACCUGAAUCUUCAGUCAGGUGUUUCCAAACACACAAGACUCAAAAAAAACUGUUUUAUAAGUUUUUUUCGUGGGCUCAGAUCUUCAGCCCGUAAUGUGACACAUUUUAUUCUAUUUAUUUCACCUUGUGUCUUCAUGUUUUCAAGGCUCCUGAUGAUCACAUUAACCUCCACUAUUUUGUUACAAAAACAAGCUGAGACGAGCUUCUGUCUGUAUAUUUUUGCAUCAGCAUCAUUAAUCCUGAGCGGCAUUAUAACUCCACUUUAAUGCCACUUCUGACUUUAUUUAUUUGCAGCAAAAGGACGAUGUGAUUUUUUUAUGGACUGGGUAAAAAAAAUUGAAAAAAACCUCCAGUGUUUUCAUGCAUUUUGCAACUUCUGAAGUCACAUGAAUGGAUGUAUUUUAAUAACUGAAAUAAAUGUUGUCUCAUGUGGAUGUUGUGCACUUAAA
Molecule: messenger RNA, 8105 nt
Organism: Lates calcarifer (barramundi perch)
Lineage: Eukaryota; Metazoa; Chordata; Actinopteri; Centropomidae
Gene: ankfn1a
Product: ankyrin repeat and fibronectin type III domain containing 1
Biological process (GO): regulation of establishment of bipolar cell polarity; establishment of mitotic spindle orientation
Cellular component (GO): spindle
Molecular function (GO): protein binding
Source: RefSeq, a predicted model, not a curated record